This is a messenger RNA of Emericellopsis cladophorae, 3285 nucleotides long. RefSeq names its product Actin cytoskeleton-regulatory complex protein-like protein. The coding region runs from base 1 to 3285 and encodes 1094 amino acids. Lineage: Eukaryota; Fungi; Ascomycota; Sordariomycetes; Hypocreales; Bionectriaceae. Gene Ontology annotation, molecular function: ubiquitin binding; cytoskeletal protein binding; identical protein binding. Gene Ontology annotation, cellular component: nucleus. The transcript has 4 exons. Gene Ontology annotation, biological process: regulation of actin filament polymerization; actin cortical patch assembly. The record is from RefSeq and is a predicted model, not a curated record.
AUGGGGUUCCUUGGUGUCUACCGAGCCUUGUACGAUUACACUCCCCAAGCCGAAGGGGAGCUUACGAUCGAGGAGAAUGACCUGCUAUAUGUUCUCGAAAAGAACGCCGACGAUGGCUGGUGGAAGGCGAAGAAGAAGGCUGGCGCAAAUGAUGAGGACGAGCCUGUAGGCCUUGUGCCUCACAAUUAUGUUGAGGAGUUCCCAGCCGUCGGACGAGCCCGAGCCUUGUACGAGUACACGCGCCAGACGGACGAGGAGCUGUCCUUUCCUGAAGACGCCAUACUCGAGAUCUUCGACACCUCCGACCCGGAUUGGAUUCUAGUUGGGCUUGAAGAGGAAUAUGGUUUUGUCCCGUCAAACUACAUUGACAUGGACAGCGGUGACACUGCGUCGGCGACCAUGUCAUCGCCUGCUGCCCCUGCUUUGCCUGCUCGUCCACGAUCGGUUAGCCACGAACCCGAGAGCCCUGUGGCCGCCUCGCCUGUUGCUCCUUCGGGUCCUGCUGCCGCGCUCGCUGGCAUGAUGCAUGGCCGCAGUCUUUCGCAGUCCGAAUCGCCUCCUCCACAACCGACGCGGGGCGUAUCCCAGUACGAGGAUUAUCACCAUGCUUCCGACGAUGACCCCCCCGCAAGAUCACCUCCGUUGCCAAGCCGGCCGCAGCCUCCCCCGGAGUCGACGUACGAUAGUCAUGUGCAGCCAGAAGAGCACCAGAACGACUCGUACAGGGCCCCUGGUGGUUUUCAUAUGUAUAAUGUCAACGAGAUGGUCUCUGUCAUGGGCAAGAAGCGCAAGAUGCCCACCACUUUGGGCAUCAAUCUGAGGACCGGCAUGAUCUUGAUUGCUCCCGAGAAGACUCAGGAUGGACCUUCCCAGGAAUGGACGGCGGACAAGAUGACCCACUACUCACGGGAAGGCAAACAUGUCUUCAUGGAAUUGGUCAGGCCCAGCAAGAGCAUUGACUUUCACGCCGGAGCCAAGGAUACAGCUGACGAGAUUGUCCGAGCGCUCGGUGAGAUGGCCGGAGCAGUUCGUGCUGAAGGCCUGAAGGAAGUGAUUGCCGCAGGAACCAAAAAGAGCGUCAGAAAGGGCCAGAUCCUCUACGAUUUCAUGGCGCAGAGUGAGGAUGAAGUGACGGUCGCUGCGGGAGACGAAGUCAUCGUCUUGGACGAUUCCAAGAGUGAAGAAUGGUGGCAAGUUCGUCGCUUGAAGAAUGGCAAGGAGGGAGUGGUCCCCAGCAGUUACAUCGAGAUCACGGGCACUAUGACACCGCCUCCUGUUGUGGGUGUCGACUCGGCUAGAUCAACAGUGGACCAGAACCGCAUGGAGGAGAUCAGACUGACCAAGGAAGCUUUAAGGGCGAGCAAGGAACCACAGGUAGGCCCUGGGAUGUCGCUUCCCGAAAGAGGCAGCAGUCUGAAUGAUUCGGAUCAGCAGAGCCGACGCCAGAAUGGAAGAAGCGAUGGUGCCUCGAAGCCAAAGUCAAAACCAGAUCCUGCCAAGAUACACACCUGGACCGACCGCUCAAAGUCCUUCAGUGUUGAUGCCCAAUUCCUCGGUCUCAGGGAUGGUAAAAUACACUUACACAAGUUGAACGGUGUCAAGAUUGCCGUGCCUCUGAGCAAGAUGUCGACCGAGGACAUCGAAUACGUCGAAAGUAUGACAGGCAUUUCGCUCAAGAACGAGAAAGUAUCUGCGGAAGCUAAAAAGGCGCGACCAUCGGCCGCGGCCUCGCGCGAAAACGAAUCUAAAGCUGGCAGAGAUUCGAAACCUGAGUAUGACUGGUUCCAGUUCUUCCUUGAUUGCAAUGUCGCCGUAGGGUUGUGCGAACGAUAUGCGCAAGCUUUCAACAAGGACUCCAUGGACGAAAGCGUUCUGCCAGAUGUCGAUGCAGGCAUUCUGAGGAACCUUGGCUUACGUGAAGGCGACAUCAUCAAAGUCAUGCGCACACUGGAUGCCAAAUAUGGUCGACAGAGACACAAGGACGGUGAAGGGGGCUUGUUCUCCGGUCCCGGGGGUGCUCUGCGGAACAACACAAGAAAGGGGCGCCCAGCACCAACAGUGCAAACAAGCGACGUCGUGGAUGCCUCCGCUUUUUCUGCGAAGGACAGGCCAACUUCAACAGAUGGAGAGGCUCUAUCGCCACGACCAGCCAGCCUCAGUCCUACCCCUACCCCUACCCCUGCCUCCGCUCCCGAAAAGAAAGCUUCCUCGCCGGGCGGUGGUUUUGAGGAUGAUGCAUGGGAUGUUAAGCCCAUCAGACAAACUGUGGGCGAAGCUGCUGCGAAAGCUCGAUCACCUCCGCCCCCUGCGAGUGCUGCCUCGCCUCCCCCGGCUCCUUUGUCGGGUUCUAUGAAGGACUUGUCCCUUCUGUCUGAGCCUCUCCAGCCUACGCUCACGACGGCUCAGUCUCAAAUUCGCGCACAGCCGACCGGGCUGUCGAGCGCUAGCCCACCUCCUGUUUUGGCACCACAGCAGCAGCAACCGCCGCCACCGCAAGGAGCUUCUCCGGGCUUUUUCUCUGGCCUUCCACCGACUGGCCAGAAUGAACAAGGAGCACCACAAUCUGCUCUGCGACAGCGUCCAGCGCCUCCUCAGACCUCCCCACUGGGUGGCUCGCUUGUGCCACAGCCUCCUCAACGGCCGCUAUCUGCCCCUCAGUCUGCACAGCCUAGCGCAUACAAUACACCCGGGAUGUUGGCGCCUCAGAUGACCGGUCUAGUCCAGGGACAAGUGGCUCCUCCUGGCCAAAGCCUCCACGAUAUGACACAGGCAAGGCUCCAGCAGCAGUACACUGCGCAAAUGCAACCCAACUAUACAGGCUUCCCGGGAGGCCAAGCUCAGCCGAUGCCAGGAUACCAAAACGGCACUGCAGCACAAUUUAUGCAGCCUAUGAUGCAGGGGAUGCCGCAGCAGAGCCCCUUUGCAGACCCAGGCCGUGCUGGGUCAUUCUCGCCGAUUCAAGCACAGCCUACUGGUUUCCAGCCGCCUUUCCAGCCGCAGCCCAUCGGCUUCCAGCAGCAGCCGCAAGCAGGUGUCAACAGCUUUCUGCCCCAACCCCAUGAGCCUCAAAGAACCGCGAUGCCAGCCUUACAACCACAGCAAACGGGUAUGUCUGGCUUCGGGCAGCAAACCAUGGUGCCUACACCACAGCCGUUGCAGCCACAGCAGACUGGUCCAGCACCGCCAAUUCGUUUUGGUGUAUCCGAGAAGAAGCUAGUUCCCCAGCCCACAGGGCGGAAAGCAAAUCUAUCCCAAGCUACCCCGUCGAACCCCUUUGGAUUUUGA